Messenger RNA from Thecamonas trahens ATCC 50062, 4021 nucleotides. RefSeq lists its product as uncharacterized. Bases 1 to 3699 code for a protein of 1232 amino acids. Gene Ontology annotation, biological process: tRNA wobble uridine modification. Gene Ontology annotation, molecular function: protein binding. The record is from RefSeq and is a predicted model, not a curated record. NCBI's taxonomy places the organism in Eukaryota, Apusomonadida, Apusomonadidae. The transcript is spliced from 3 exons. Gene Ontology annotation, cellular component: elongator holoenzyme complex.
AUGGCGAGCGAGGCGCGUGCGAACGCAAGCGAGUUGGUGGUCGAGGCGGUGAUGACUGGCGGCAACGGGACGCCCGGGGCGGUGUGCGGCUCGCCGUGCGGGGCGCUGGUGGCAUACGCGGCGGGCCCGGCGGUGGCGGUCUGGCCGCGGGGCGGGGGCGUAGAGGCGACGCUGACGUUCCCUUCGAAGCAUGCAGCGCGAGUGACGGCUGUGGUGUGUCCGGACGCUUCGACGGUGAUUGCUGGCAAUGCGGCCGGCGUGGUCUUUGGCUGGCGGUGGUCGCCGGAGAAGCGAGUGUGGCGGGCGGCACUGCGCAAGGCACUCUACGUUGCGGCGGGCAAGAAGGAUGCCAAACCUGUGGCGGCGCUGGCGGUUGGCGGGACCACGACUCGGCGGCUGGUUGCGGCGACCGACGCCGGUGGCGCGUUGGUUGUGUGGGAGGUGCCGGCGAGCGGAUCGACGGGCUGGCCUGAGGUCUGCCGGACAACUGCGGCUGUUUCGGCGCUGGCGAUCUCGCUAGCGGUGUGCAACGUGGGCGAGCGGGUUCUGGUGGCUGCAGGACGAGUUGACGCGCGGCUGGGCUUGUAUCUGGUGGCAGACGGGGCGCUCAUUGCGCUGCCGCCUCUGGUUGGCCACGAGGAUUGGGUCUCUUCGCUGGCGUGGCACGGGCCCUCUGGGCUGCUGGCCUCGGGUUCGCAGGACGCUCGGAUCCGAGUGUGGCGACUCGAGUUGGGCGACGAAGCUGUACCGGCUAAGAGCGUGGGUGCGGCCGUGCUCGAGGCGGUCAUUGGCGAGCAGGUGCUCCGCAUCCGGCUCGAGUCAGUCUUGGCAGGGCACGAUGGGUGGGUCACCGGCCUUGCCUGGCAGCCGGGCCCCGAGCUUGUUCUGGCGUCGGCGUCGAUGGACAAGUCUGUGGCGCUCUGGGGCCCGCCGGCGAGCGCAGCCGGGGUGUGGGCCACGCUAUGCCGGAUGGGCGAGCUCGGUGGCAACACACUCGGCAUGCUGCACCAUGGAGCGCUGCACGCGUGGGAAGUGGCUGACGUUGCAGCGCCGGUCCCGGUCCCAACGCCGUCGGGCCACUCGGGAAGUGUGACCGACGCGAGCUGGACACCGGACGGCAAGUUUGUGGUCUCGGUCUCCAAGGACCAGACCACCCGGUGGUUCGGGCGAGUUACUUCGGCGUGUGGCGCAUGGCACGAGGUCGGCCGGCCGCAGAUCCAUGGCUUUGACCUGACUGCAGCCGUUGUUGUCCCGCACACCGCGUACACAUUGGUCUCGGGCGCCGAGGAGAAGAUCCCUCGGGUCUUCCGUGCGCCGCGCACCUUUUUGGCGGGCCUUAACCGGCUGUGUGGAACUGAGUUGGCCAUCGACGACCAGCUGCCGCUCGGUGCCAACGUGCCUGCGCUCGGUCUCUCGAACAAGGCUGUUGUCGAUGGUGGCGAGAGUGCCUGUGCCGACGCCGGGAACUUUGAGUCGGAGAUGCCUGUCCCGUUUGCGGCGGUCGAGGUUGGCGACCCGCCGCUGGAGGAGCAUCUCAUUCAGAACACGCUUUGGCCCGAGGUGCACAAGCUGUACGGCCACGGGUAUGAAGUGUACAGCCUGGCGACGUCGCCGUGCGGGCGUCUGGUGGCGUCGUCGUCCAAGGCAUCGUCGGCAAGCGCAGCGGGCAUCCGGCUGUGGUCGACGAGCAGCUGGCGCGAGGCGUGUGAGCCGGUUAGCGGGCACAAACUGACGGUUGUGGCCAUGGCGUGGUCAGCCGACGGCAAGGUGCUUGUCUCGGCCUCGCGCGACCGCACGUUUGCUGUCCAUGACGUUGACGUCGCCGACGACGGCAGCGCGGCGGUCUCGACCCGGAUGGUGGUCUCUGCGCAUGCACGCAUCAUCUGGGACGUCGCGCUCUGUCCCACUGGAGCGCGUCUGGCGACGGCAUCGCGAGACAAGACGGUCAAGCUCUGGUCGCUGACCGAUGGCUCGCUGCUGGCGACGGUGGUCAAGGCAAGCGCGCCGGCUACCGCGGUUGCGUUCUCGCCGCUCGGCGAGCUGGUUGUUGGCCUCGAGACAGGCAAGCUGACAUGCUACCGCGAGGACGAGAGCGGCGCAUGGUCCGAGGCCUGGUCCGCCCCAAAGCUCACGGGCUUGCCGCAGGAGCAGGCCGCCGCAUACCUGGACAUGGCCGGUGGGUCGGUGGAGGCUGCGUAUGCGCUGUAUGCGUCGAUGCUGGAGCCGGCGGGCGGAGGCAGCGAUGGCGGUGGAGGCGGCGACGGCGGCGACCUUCCAUUUGCGAAGCUCCCGUUCCGGUCACUGGUGUGGCCCGACGGGACGACGGAGCUGCCGGAAGCGUGGCUGGUGCAGGGCUUUGCGCUGGAGGCUCCCGGGCGCGGGAUGGUGCAGCCGAAGAACGGGCCUUGUGGCCUUGUGGCGGCGGUCCUGGCCGGCGUGGUGGCCAACAAGCUCGCAGGCGUGGUUGCCGGGACGCAGGCGGCGGUCGAGGACUGGACCGACGCCGAAGCGCUGGCGGCAGUGGCGCAGAUUGUGGUCCAGGCACGGACUGAUGACAGCGCACCAGUUCACGUGGCGCGGUGGGCAGGCGAGGUGGGCGAGGCCAUCGAGUGUGACCAAGUCUCAGCCGACGAGGUGGCGGCCACGCUGGUGCAGGCGGCUGAGGCCUGGCUGGGCGCCGGCGGCGCGCUGCUGCUGCUGUACUCGCUGGUGGCGACGCGGGGUGAGGCGCAGGUGCGGGCGGACAUUGCGGCGGACGCCGGCGAGCCGCCGCUCAUUGUGGGUCCUGCGCACCUGUGCUCGAUGGAGCUGCUCUCGUUGGUUGUCCGUGGCUCUGCAAGCGGCAACGUGACGGCCUUCCAUCCGCUCUCGCGCGCACCAGCUGACUGGACCGUUCCGCUCGGCUUUGGGCUCCUUUCCAAGUCGGAGCUGGAGAUGGGGGUGCCUGUGGCGGACAGCCUCAAGUCACCGCGGCUGCCGGUGUGGAUCCUGCAUGGCGGCGACCACUUUACGACAGCCUGGCUGGAUGUGGCGACGUUUGCGGCGAUGCCCGAGGCGGCGGACUGCGUGCCGCCGGUUGGCGAGGAUGCGCCGGUCCCAUUCAACCUGGUCCACUGGAACGGGCUGCCGCCGGCUGGCCCGAGGCGGGCUGUGGUCCGCCUCACGCCGCGGACAACCGGACGAGCGGUGGCGGGCAAGGCACCCAAGGAGCUCCGCGACUCUUACGUGAAGAAAGUGCCUGGCGAGAUCGAUUCGAUUGUGCAGGCGCAUCCGGACGACAAGAAGAACGCUCCCGAUGCGUGGAACACAUGGCGAUACGAGGUAGUGCUUGCGGUCGACGAGCCGGACGUGGAAGGAGUGGAGCCCAACCCGAACGCCACGCCGCCGCCGACCUUUGACCUUGGCGAGCCACCUGUUGACACUGCCUGGCGGUGCGCGUCGUGCUAUCGCGGGCGGUACAAGACGUUCUGCUUUGGCCUCAACGAGGCGGGUGCCACUGCCUGUCGCCACUGCGACAAGCCGAUGGCCGACGCGGGUUGGUCACUGUGGAUGCCGUACGAUGAUCUGCCCGGCUCUCAGCAGAGCACGGCCACGAAUCGUCACGCACCAAACAUCUACAUUGUGCUCCGCCGCCGGUGGCCAGGCGCCAAGGUGGCCAUGGUCGACGAGGACGAGGCCGCGCGCUGGCCGUCAGUCUAGCUGUGAAGAAGCAAGUGGUGCUCAUGGUAUUGUUACUCGUCGGUGUCGUCCGAGUCGGUCACGGUCGUGGUCGGCUCGUGCGACGACGACGACGGCCGAAGCUCGUACUCGGCGUAUGUCUGUGCGUGACUCAUGAUGAACUCGACCUCUGAGACGCCAGUGUGAGGAUCCCAGACUGCCGGCUCGGCGCCCGCCUUGGGAUGGCGGACUCGCCACCAGGACUCGACGCCCUUGCGGUGAUCAAACUCAUAGUACGUCCACAUGGCGCGGAUGAUGGUGGGCGGGACGGCCGGCUUGGAAAUGAAAAACGUGUUCUCGAUAA